GCAUCAUGUGACCAUAUCGACGAGGAAACAUGGCGGAUGUCGAAGCGGCGAAGUCUUUGAGCGGACUGUUGAGCGGAAUAGCUCAGAAAGUGUAUUACAACAACCCCGACAUCACGGAGGAGCUGCUGCAAACCGAACUGUUCCCCGAGCUGUCGCAGGAGGAGUUCAGGGCUCUGCAUGAGAAGAUGAGGGGCCUCCUGAAGUCUAUCGCCACAGCAGACAUGGAUCAUGCCCAGCUGGAGGCCUUCCUCACAGCCCAGACUAGGAGGCAGGGCGUCGGUGGGGUGACCGCCGAACAGGCCGCCGCCCUCUCUCGCUUCUGGAAGAGCCAGCGAGUGCGGGUGAGGGAGAGCUUGCUGGCUCAGAGCCGCUGGGAGCCCGGCCUCAGGGGCAUCUCCUGGAGGGUGGACCUCCAGACUGCAGCCAGCCGGGGGGAUGUGGCCCACAGCGGCCCGGUCGCUCUGAUGGAGCUGGAGCUGGGCAGAGCCGGACAGGACUCAGAGUUUGUGUGUCUGGAGUUUGAUGAAGCCAAAGUCAACCAGGUGCUAAAGAAGAUGGCUGAUAUCCAGGAGAGCAUCGACCGCAUCAUUCACCGCGCCUAAAAGUCUGUGUGAGAGUUUUUCCUCAGACAGUCCUCUUGGGUCUGUUUCAUCUUGUUCAACAGCGUCACACGGAAGUGGGAGUUGUUAAGAUCUGUAUUUGCCAGAAUGGAUCCAACGUGGCUUUUUGCAUCUGCAGACAGACUCAGAAAGGACAUAGUGUAUAAGAUGAAUGAUCACCAUACGCAUGCAUUUAGAAUUUAAAUGCAUGUGUAGAAUUUUAAAUGCAGAGUUUAAAAUUUACCAUAAUUCAAAGUGCAGGACUGUUUUUUUUUGUUGUGUUUUUUACAUCCGGGUGACCAUUUUGCGCCCCUCCCCUGAUAGAAUGAAGGUUCCUCUCUGACCAUAGUGGCAAAAAAAAGCAGCACUGGGCAAAGGAUUUCAGAGUCUUUGCAGUUAAGUAGUUUAAACCACCAGUUUGAAGCAGGGAUUUUUGGAUUAUGCAAUGUAGGGAAAACAGAAGCAAAAAUCUUUAAAAUAAACACUGCAGUGUAAUGUGAACAUUUUGACUAGGAUGAUAUAACUUUCAACGUGAAGGUGUGUUCAGACUGAACGGUAAGUGAAUGUUUGAGAUGGAGCGAUUGCACAUAAAGUCAAUGCAAAGACGCAAGAGGGCACAAAAACAUGGGCAUUCACGGACGCCGCAAACUGAGUCAAAGGCGUGACCACUCCCGGUUGAAAAUGUUCCAACUGGUGCUGUUUGGUGAGAAAAAACGUUAAAAACAUUCCAGCGUUAAAAUUCACACAAAUAAUAAGUCAAAAAUUUGCUUUGUGUCCAAUCUGAACAACCUUAAUACUUUAUACUUACUUCACACCAGGCACAUCUAACAUUAGCAUAAAAUGUUUAUGUUAGCAUGCUAACAUGCAAAAUUUUAUAUAAAGUUAGUUUUAACAUUAAUGUGAACAUGCUAACUGUAGCUAAUUUUAGCGUUUAGCUCAAGGCAUACUGAUUCUGUGUUGUGCUAUCACCCUCUUCGAAUGCUAACUUAGUAACUAAUGCUAACAGUACGCAAACCUGCUAAAUGUUAGCAUGUCACUCAAAUAUUCAAUUUAAUUUAAUUCAAUACAACUUUAUUCAUCCCUGCUAGGGAUGAAUACCUAGAAUAGCAGCUUGAUACCUGGAACAACACAUAGCUACCAAGGUUAUUAUCAAAAUGUUAGCACAUUAGCAACUUAACAUAAGCAUUUAGCUCCAAGCACAGGGAGGCCCAAGUACAGUAAGACCAAAGUUCAGUUUAGACUGAUGAAGGUUGGCCUGUUAUUGCCAUUAACAGGCCUUAUCAGGCAGCUGAAAAGAGUUUAGAGCUUCCUGUUCCUUUAAGACAGUGGCAUCAUCAGUCCUGAGCUCACCUGGUGUCAGGUAGAUGUACAGAUGACGUGUAGCUCAUUAAUUCCUAAGAGGAACAAAAGCCUGCAGCACAUCAGCACUUGGCAACCACAGUUUGACACCACAGCUUUAGGGAAUCCAGUGGGAUACAUUACUUCCCUUAAAUGAAUACUUAAUGUGCAUGUUAGUAAAUGAGUAAAUUGUGAAAAUAAUAUCACAUUUUUCUGUGGCGUUGUUCAGGAAGGAGGCUACAUUACAUCAGAGGUGGAUGACACUGACUGGAUAUCUGACAUGCAAUAAAAGGCUGAUAUCAAGUCAGCAAACUUUGACCCAUAUAAACCUGGUUCAGGAGGUCACAGUUCUGCUUUGGAGCCACAGGAUUGCACUUGCAACCCAACAAGUUUAUGCUCUGACAUUAUUGUGAUCUGCUUUACUGUAUAUAAAAUGUUCAUACACACAGAUUUGUGCCAAUGAAGGUAAAAAGCAAUGUUGUGUUUGAGUCAUAAUGCAAAAUCAGAGGUUUGCCUUGAUUUUUUUUUUAAAUAAUGUUUUUUUCAGUUAUCUGUGGCGUCUCAAAUACAAAGGUCAGUUAUAUUGUUUGACAGCCAUAAAUAUAACAAUAUAAUAUUUCUUAAGCCCUCGCAUUUGUCAGUGCUUGCAGGGUAAAGCUUCAGGGUGUGGAGAUAUUUGUUUAUCCACUUUUGAAACUUUAUUUGGUGAGUUUUAGAAAGUGAGAAGUGGAAGAAAUCAUGUGGAAAAACUGCUCAAUGUACAUAUUUCUUUGUCAUAAGUGCUUAGUAAUAAACCUCAGUGACAUCA
Molecule: messenger RNA, 2745 nt
Organism: Siniperca chuatsi (mandarin fish)
Lineage: Eukaryota; Metazoa; Chordata; Actinopteri; Centrarchiformes; Sinipercidae
Gene: commd1
Product: copper metabolism (Murr1) domain containing 1
Exons: 3
Coding region: 30-602 (190 amino acids)
Biological process (GO): negative regulation of sodium ion transmembrane transport; positive regulation of protein ubiquitination; copper ion homeostasis
Cellular component (GO): endosome
Source: RefSeq, a predicted model, not a curated record